AUGGAAAUGCAUCGGCGACGAAAAACUAUUACUGAACCCGAAACACGUUAUUUUGUUAAACAAAUUGUUGAAGCAUGUAUUUAUUUACAUGAUAAACGUAUUAUACAUCGGGAUUUAAAAUUAGGCAAUUUAUUUUUAAAUGAUCAGAUGGAAGUAAAAAUUGGUGAUUUUGGUUUAGCCACACGUAUUGAAAGUGAAAGUGAUCGUAAACGAACAUUAUGUGGAACACCAAAUUAUAUUGCACCUGAAGUCAUCAAUAAAAAAGGUCAUUCAUAUCAAGUUGAUGUAUGGUCAUUGGGAUGUAUUUUAUAUACCUUACUUCUUGGUAAACCCCCAUUUGAAACAUCAUCGUUAAAAGAUACGUAUUCAAAAAUUCGUAAAAAUGAUUAUACCAUACCAGAAAAUAAAAUACAACGUGAAGCUGUUGCUCUAAUUCAACGUUGCCUUCGCCCAGAACCAUUUGAUCGUCCAACAAUGUCACAAAUAUAUAUCGAUCAGUUUUUUGCGGGUUUUACUCCGCAAACAUUACCAACAAGUGUUUGUACUGUUGCACCACGUUAUAGUACAUUACCUACUGUUGUCAGUAAUCAUCAGCCAUCAAUAACUCAAAUACAGCAACAACAACAACAACAACGUCGACCAUUUACAGAGCAACAACAAAAUGAACAAGCAAUGAUUGCAUCUCGACAUCAACAAUUACAGACAAUGCCGACGCCGAUAGUCAUGACCGAAGGUCUAAAUGAUAUUCAUGGACCUUGUGGUGUUAAUUUGAGACAAGUACCAAAUCAAACAGAUAUUGCAUUAUCAAAUCAAAUGACAAGACAAUUAACAGGUUUAGAUGGUGCCUAUGCUCAUCCGAUGAACGAAGAAAUUAAUGAUGAUCUCAAUCUGGCUAUUGAUCUUCAGCGACAAUUGAAUCAUUUAAUUGAAACAAAACCAAAUGAAUUACAAGCAAAACGAGAAGAUGAAGCUGAAGAUCCAGCAUCAGCACCCAUGUUAUGGAUAUCAAAAUGGGUCGAUUAUUCGGAUAAAUAUGGUCUUGGUUAUCAAUUGUGUGAUGAUUCAGUGGGUGUUCUAUUUAAUGAUUUAACACGUUUAAUUAUGACAGCUGGCGGUGCUGAAAAUUUACAGUAUAUUGAUCGUGAUGGCGUUGAACAUUUGUGUACGAUGAAAGAUUAUUCGGAUAUGUUAAAAAAGAAAGUGACAUUACUCAAAUAUUUCACAUCUUAUAUGGAUGAACAUCUACUCAAAGCCGGAGCAUCGCAUGCACCACGACCAGGUGAUGAAUUGUCACGAUUACCAUUUGUUAAGACGUGGUUUCGAACUCGAAAUGCAAUUGUAUUUUAUCUUUCAAAUGGGACAUUACAAAUCAAUUUCUUUCAAGAUCAUACAAAAGUUGUUCUAUGUCCAUUGAUGAGUGCCGUAACAUAUAUUAAUGAACAUCGAGAAAUACGUACUUAUCGUUUACAAUUAUUAGAACGUUAUGGCUGUACAAAACAAUUAUAUACACGUGUUAAAUAUGCUAAAAGUAUGAUCGAUCGUAUAUUAACAGCAAAAACGAAUCAAAAUCGUUUACAUUAA
Messenger RNA from Didymodactylos carnosus, 1581 nucleotides. The record is from the annotation of a GenBank genome assembly. NCBI's taxonomy places the organism in Eukaryota, Metazoa, Rotifera, Eurotatoria, Philodinida, Philodinidae.